CGAACUUCGCGAUGAGUUCGAAGGCACGACGUCGGUCCCGCUCCAGGUCCAGAAGCCGAGGCCGGGGACCGCGGAACCGGUCCAAAGUGAGCAGGUCCCGGUCCCCAGAGGACCGGAGAGUCCGCAGUCGGUCCCCGGAGGCGAAGAGAACCGCCCGGGGCCGCGUGCGGUCCGUCAGCCGGAACUCCAGAUCUCCCGUCCGGCGGCGGCCUCAACACAAGGACCGGCCCGGCUCCAGAAGCGGCUCCGAGAGCGACCACAGGCCGGGAGCACACCGGCCCAGGAGCAAGUCCAGGGGUCGGACAUCCAGUUCUGAUUCAGAUGAUCCUAAAAUGAUGAGAAGGAGAAAGGAAAUGGAGACGCGGAGAGGAACAUCUCAUGACAGGACGAGGAGAAGGUCUGGGUCCAGCUCUGACUCCCAUGAUGGAAGCAGUGAUAGAGAAAUAAGAAGAAGGAGAAGUCCUGACAGACGGAGUCCAGCUCAGGGUAGACAGAGAAAGGAGCAGGAUAGAGAGAGAGAGAGGAGGAGGAGCAGCAGCAGAGACAGGGAGAGAAAAACAGAGGGAGACAAAAGACAAAGGAAGAGGAGCGAGGACAGAGAGCAAGGGAGAAGCGAACAAAGCAGAGAGGGUGACAGAGAUAGAGUCCACAGUGAAAGAGGGAGGCAGCGUUCCAGCUCGCCCGAGUCGUCUGAUAGCUCAGGUUCUGACCGAGAGGGCCGUGCAGUUAAAGAGAAGGUGGAUAAGAAGAAACAGAAGGACAUGCUGAAAUCUCUGGAGACACCAGAAGAGAAGAGGGCCAGAAGACUGGCAAAGAAGGAAACAAAGGAGAAGAAAAGGAGAGAAAAGAUGGGCUGGAGCGAGGAGUACAUGGGGUACACCAAUGCAGACAAUCCCUUCGGUGACAACAACUUGUUAGGAACAUUUAAAUGGCAGAAGGCGUUGGAUAUGAAAGGCAUCGGUCAUCUCGGAGAAAGAGAUCUCAAAGACAGGAACAAAAAUAUUCAGGAGGAGAACCGCAAAGAGCUGCAGAAGGUUAAACAACUUCGUUCAGAGCGGGAGCGCGAGAAAGCCAUGAGAGAGACCGAGCUGGAGAUGCUGCAGAGAGAGAAAGAGGCGGAGCAUUUCAAGACCUGGGCCGAACAGGAAGACAACUUCCACUUGCACCAGGCCAAACUACGAUCAAAGAUUCGAAUUCGUGAUGGUCGCGCCAAACCCAUCGAUCUUUUGGCGAAGUACAUCAGUGCGGAGGAUGACGAUCUCGCUGUGGAGAUGCAUGAACCUUACACCUUCCUCAAUGGGCUCACAGUCACCGAUAUGGACGACCUGCUGGAGGACAUCAAGGUGUAUAUGGAGUUGGAGCAAGGCAAAAACGUGGACUUCUGGAGAGACAUGACGACCAUCACCGAGGACGAGAUCAGCAAACUGAGGAAACUGGAGGCCUCUGGGAAAGGACCGGGAGACCGGCGUGAGGGCAUCAACACAGCUGUGACCACCGACGUCCAGAUAGUGUUCAAAGGAAAGACGUACAGCCAGCUGCAGGCUCUGCACCUGAACAUUGAGACAAAGAUUCGGGCUGGAGGAUCCAACCUUGAUAUUGGUUACUGGGAGAGCCUGCUGCAGCAAGUCAGGGUCUACAUGGCCAGAGCCAGGUUGAGAGAGCGACAUCAAGAUGUGCUGCGUCAGAAGCUGUUCAAGCUCAAACAGGAACAAGGAGUGGAAAGUGAGCCUUUGUUCCCCAUCAUCAAAGAGGAGCCAGACAAUGAGGAAGAUGAGGAGAGAGCGAGAACCAGAGAGAGUGACACAGAGGAACCCGGACAGUCGUCGUCUUCGUCCUCCACAAAAAAUAAGAACAGAGAAACGGAUGGCACGGACGAAGAGGCGGGACCAUCCAAAUCCCCAACAGGAAAUCAAGAUGAGGAGGGAAAAGAAAAGGGUGAAGAGGAGAAGGGCGAGGUGGUGGAGGCCGUACUGACGGAGGAGGACCUGAUCCAGCAGAGCCAGGCAGAGUAUGACUCAGGCCGCUACAGUCCUACGCUGCUGACGCAGUCCGAGCUGCCGCUGGACACUCACACUAUCACCCCGGAGGAGGACGCACACCGACUGCAGCUGGCACGCACACAGCUCCAAGCUACCGGCGAAGCCAGCGAGAGCGCCGAGGACGCCUUUGUUCGUCGUGCCAAAGAGGGCAUGGGUAAUGAUGAGGCCCAGUUCAGUGUAGAGUUCCCGGUCGGGGGGAAAAUGUACCUGUGGGCCGACAAAUAUCGCCCGAGGAAACCACGCUUCUUCAAUCGGGUGCACACGGGCUUCGAGUGGAACAAAUACAACCAGACGCAUUACGACUUCGACAACCCUCCGCCCAAGAUCGUCCAGGGAUACAAGUUCAACAUUUUCUAUCCGGACCUGAUCGACAAGCGCUCCACCCCGCAGUACUUCCUCGAGCCCAGUCCCGACAACAAGGACUUCGGGAUAUUAAGAUUCCACGCAGGGCCUCCGUACGAGGACAUCGCCUUCAAGAUCGUGAACAGGGAGUGGGAGUACUCGCACCGGCACGGCUUCCGCUGUCAGUUCGCCAAUGGGAUCUUCCAGCUGUGGUUCCACUUCAAGAGGUACCGCUACAGGAGAUAGACGCCACGUAACAGGAGGGACCAAGAGCCCACUCCCUGGGUUGUAAACACACGCAGUUUAUGAUUUAUUCUGUAUCUGCAUUGUUGUAUCUUUUGAGAAAAGCCAAUUUGUUAAAGUUACAAAUAAUUUCUGUACUGUUGUUUUAAAAAGUCAAUUGUAAUGUAGUUUGCAAAAUUACACAUUAAAGAUGAUUUUUUUACUCUA
Messenger RNA from Limanda limanda (common dab), 2831 nucleotides. It is a transcript of the gene cactin, whose product is annotated as cactin. The record is from RefSeq and is a predicted model, not a curated record. Gene Ontology annotation, biological process: negative regulation of innate immune response; mRNA cis splicing, via spliceosome. The transcript has 10 exons. Gene Ontology annotation, cellular component: spliceosomal complex; cytoplasm. Gene Ontology annotation, molecular function: protein binding. Lineage: Eukaryota; Metazoa; Chordata; Actinopteri; Pleuronectiformes; Pleuronectidae. Bases 12 to 2627 code for a protein of 871 amino acids.